Molecule: messenger RNA, 16357 nt
Organism: Nothobranchius furzeri (turquoise killifish)
Lineage: Eukaryota; Metazoa; Chordata; Actinopteri; Cyprinodontiformes; Nothobranchiidae
Gene: prx
Product: periaxin
Biological process (GO): regulation of RNA splicing; peripheral nervous system myelin maintenance
Cellular component (GO): nucleus; cytoplasm
Molecular function (GO): protein binding
Source: RefSeq, a predicted model, not a curated record
AGCCAGGUCUGAGUCUCAGUGAGGGGAGCAACAAGCUGACGGGUGGCACGGGGCAAAAGGCUUCAGCUGCAGAGACAGGGUGGAGACCUUCAGAGCAAAACCACAGAAGAAGUUAACGGAAGUAGCAGGAAGGACAUUAGAGAUGAAAGAGUUGCUGGAUUAGAUUAGACUAGAUUAGAGGAGAAGUGAAGUUUCUGCAGGUGGAGGUCGACCAGCAGGAGGAGAAACCCUGAGAACAGACUCUGGCGUAGACCAAGAUGUGUUCAACCAGACCAGGGGUCAGGCUGUAAAAGACAAGAGGAGGUCGCCCCCCUCUGCCAGGUCCCCCUCCACCCCACAAGCCCACCAGAGCAGCACCACAGACGAACAGGAGAGCCCAGAGAGAGUGGUGCAGAAAGAGAAACUUCAUGCUGAGCUGAAGCAGGUGUUGAGUCAAAAGAGAAGUCAUCUGAGAGAGUCCACCUGCCACCUUGCCCAACCAGAGAUGGAUCCAGAACCAGCAGAGAAACAGACAGGUGUGGAAGAAGUCUCUAAGCCAGUGGAGAUCGUUGUGGAGACAGAGGCAGAGGUUGGUGCCAGCGGCUACAGUGUGAGGGGUGGAGGAGUUCAGGGCAUCUUUGUUAAAGAUGUCCUCAAAGAUUCUCCAGCUGCUAAACACCUGAGUCUACAAGAAGGUGAUCAGCUGCUGAGUGCUAAAGUCUACUUUGAAAAUGUGAAAUAUGAAGACGCUCUCCGGAUCCUGCAGUGUGCAGAACCCUAUAAGGUCAGCUUCCAGCUGAAGAGGACAAUCCCAAAAGCUGAAGUCAGUGUGAGGCCAAGACUUCCCAGUGGGGAGGUCAAAGUUCCCAAAACAAAGAUGGCCAAAAUGAGUGUGAAGGGCAUGAAGCCAUUCAAGAUUCAGAAGAAAAGAGGUGGUCGCUUUGGUCUGAAGAGGCUGAAAGAGAAGCGUAGAGAGGAGCUGGUGAUCGAGGGAACACCUCCACGGAUAGAGACAGGUGAUGUGCACGUGGAGAUCUCACUCCCCAAAUUAAAACAGAAGAAAAAUGUGAAACCUGACACAGAUGAAGUGGGGACAGCAAAAAGAAAGAUCAGGAUUCCCCACAUGAAAGCCAAGAAAUAUAUUAAACCAGAGACAGAACUGGAAACAGGUCAACUUGAAGGACAUGUGGACGUCCCUUCAUAUGAAAUGCAGAAAGUGAAAACUAAAGAAAAAGAACACAAGUUUGGAAUCACAUUUCCCAAAACCAAACAUGCAAAGUUGGGUUCUAAUUCUGGAUCAUUACAAGUGAAACCUGCAGACGUCAGCCUCCAUCCACCGUCAGUAAUGUUCGGUUUGUCUGGCAAUAAAGAAGUGGAGAAGAGAGGGUCAAAGUUUAACCCCCCUGAUGUGGAGUUUUCUCUGCCUUCAGGAAAAGCUGAGGUAUCUUUGCCCAAUGUGAUGGGAACAACUGAAAUCCCAGCUUCUAAAGGCAAAGCCAGUGAAAAUGAAGGGAAAGCUCAUUUAGAUGUUGGAGAUUUAAAAGUCAAAAUGCCAAAAUUAAAACUACCCAAAAUGAGACUCUCACAUCAUUCAGAUGAGAUUGACGGCAAAGCAAAAGUGGCAUCUAAGGGAAUGAAAAUACCUGAUGUUGGCAUAAAAAGUGGACAGGUUAGUCUUCCUGACACACAAGUCACAAAACCAAACAUUAAAGGUGACGUCUCAGGAGAAGCUGGUUCUAUUCAGUUGCCAUCAGCUGAUAUCUCUUUGUCCAAAGGAAAGACUGGCACAAUUGGUUUACUUCAGGAGUACGAAGAAGGGGUCAAGACAGAUGUCAAAAUGCCUUCCAUGAACAUCGCUGUACCCGAAGUUGACUUGAAAUUUGAUCAAGGACAAAGAAUUCCAGAUGAAGUGGACGGCACUAUUAAAGGGUCCAAAAUAUUCAAGCCACAGGCAGAUAUAUCCUUACCAAAAAUGGGAUCUCCUAAUGUGGAUAUUGAAGGUCAAGAUAUUGAAGGAAAGUUCCAUCCACCUUCCUUUGGCAUCUCUGUCUCAAAGGAAAAAUCAGAUGGAGUAGAUGUGGAUAUGGACUAUUAUGUUGGUGGGAACGGAAAGUUCAAACUGCCUGACUUUGACAUAACACUUCCAAAGAUAACAUCAUCAGAACCAGAGGGGGUCUUCAAGUUGCCCAAAGUAGACUUGACUAUGUCCAAAAGCAAAAGUGAUUAUGAAAAAGGAGAAAUGCAGCUUCCAUUCCUUGACAUCUCACUUCCUAAUGUAAGGACAGGUGAAGCAGAAGUUUAUGUUAAAGAUGGUAAGAAUGAAAAACCAGGCAUAUUACCUCCUGAGAGCAAAGUAAAGGGAGGUGUUGAGCUAGAGGGACAAAUUGAGAAAGGAGGGAAUUUCAAAAUGCCUUCUAUUGGCGUGUCACUACCUAAAAUACAAACAGCUGGUGCUGAUGUUGAUAUGCAACCAAAUGAGCUUAAAGGAGACAAAACUGAGCUACCUUCUCUUGAUUUCUCUCUACCUAAAUUAGAAGUAAAGGGACCGGAGAUCAUCCUAGAAAAUCCUGAACUAAAAGAAAGAAAUAUUGAAAAGCCUGAUAUAGAGAUUUCAUUUCCAAAAGGAAAGUCUGAAGUGGAUCUCAAUUUUAAAAGCAUGAAUAUGAAAGGCGAGACGUUCAAAAUGCCCAAAAUUGAUAUUUCAAUUCCAAAAACAAACCCACCAGAAGAAGACAUUGAAGCUGGAAAACAAUCUGAAAUAGGAGGAAAAUUUCACAUGCCCACUAUUGACAUAACGCUCCCAAAGGUGAAGGGUAAAGGACCUGAGAUAAAUGUUGAAGGUCCAGAAGUUCAAGGUGGAAAUGUCAACAUGCCAUCUCUUGAUGUGUCUCUGCCCAAAAUGAAGUCACCUAAAGUAGAUAUCAGCCUUGAGGGUCCUGAUGUCAAAGGAGGAAAAGUUCAAAUCCCAACAGUCGAUGUUUCUCUUCCCAAAGGUAACGUGGAGGGUGAUAUAAAUGUUGAAGGACCCGAAAUGCAAGGAGGAAAGUUCAAGAUGCCAAAAUUGGAUGUUUCUUUACCAAAGGUUACUCUCCCUAAAGUUGAAGGGCCAGAUGUCAAAGGAAAUUUUGAAAUGCCAACAGCUGAUAUUUCGCUUCCCAAAGCAAGGACAGAUGUGGAUAUUGAUGCUGGAACUGGUAAAGGUGGCAAGUUUCAUCUUCCGUCAGUUGAUAUAUCUCUCCCUAAAAUGAAAACAAAAGGAGUUGAUGUGGAUUUUCAUGGGCCUAACAUGAGAGGUGAUGUGUCACUUCCUAAAGUAAAGUCUCCAGAGGUUGACAUCACGCUUAAGGGCCCUGACAUAGAAGUUGGAAAGGUUGACUUGCCAGAUGUUGAUGUAUCACUUCCCAAAGGAAAACUUGAGGGUGACUUUGACGGUGAGGGCCCUGAGGUCAAGGGUGGUAAAUUCAAAAUGCCCAAAAUUGAUAUGUCCUUACCAACAAUUAAUCUCCCAGAAGGUGGUUUGAAAAUGAAAGGCCCAGACAUCAAACCAAGAAAGAUUGAGAUGCCAGACAUUGAUCUCUCACUUCCCAAAGGAAAGGCAGGAGGAGACGUUGAAGCUAGAGGACCCUCUGGGAUAGGCGGAAAAUUUCACAUGCCCUCUAUUGACAUAACGCUCCCAAAGAUGAAGGGUAAAGGACCUGAGAUAAAUGUUGAAGGUCCAGAAGUUCAAGGUGGAAAUGUCAACAUGCCAUCUCUUGAUGUGUCUCUGCCCAAAAUGAAGUCACCUAAAGUAGAUAUCAGCCUUGAGGGUCCUGAUGUCAAAGGAGGAAAAGUUCAAAUCCCAACAAUUGAUGUUUCUCUUCCCAAAGGUAACGUGGAGGGUGAUAUAAAUGUUGAAGGACCCGAAAUGCAAGGAGGAAAGUUCAAGAUGCCAAAAUUGGAUGUUUCUUUACCAAAGGUUACUCUCCCUAAAGUUGAAGGGCCAGACGUCAAAGGAAAUUUUGAAAUGCCAACUGCUGAUAUUUCGCUUCCCAAAGCAAGGACAGAUGUGGAUAUUGAUGCUGGAACUGGUAAAGGUGGCAAGUUACAUCUUCCGUCAGUUGAUAUACUUCUUCCUAAAAUGAAAACAAAAGGAGUUGAUGUGGAUUUUCAUGGGCCUAACAUAAAAGGUGAUGUGUCACUUCCUAAAGUAAAGUCUCCAGAGGUUGACAUCACCCUUAAGGGCCCUGACAUAGAAGUUGGAAAGGUUGACUUGCCAGAUGUUGAUGUAUCACUUCCCAAAGGAAAACUUGAGGGUGACUUUGAAGGUGAGGGCCCUGAGGUGAAGGGCGGUAAAUUCAAAAUGCCCAAAAUUGAUAUGUCCUUACCAACAAUUAAUCUCCCAGAAGGUGGUUUGAAAAUGAAAGGCGCAGACAUCAAACCAAGAAAGAUUGAGAUGCCAGACAUUGAUCUUUCACUUCCCAAAGGAAAGGCAGGAGGAGACGUUGAAGGUAGAGGACCCUCUGGCAUAGGCGGAAAAUUUCACAUGCCCACUAUUGACAUAACGCUCCCAAAGGUGAAGGGUAAAGGACCUGAGAUAAAUGUUGAAGGUCCAGAAGUUCAAGGUGGAAAUGUGAACAUGCCAUCUCUUGAUGUGUCUCUGCCCAAAAUGAAGUCACCUAAAGUAGAUAUCAGCCUUGAGGGUCCUGAUGUCAAAGGAGGAAAAGUUCAAAUCCCAACAAUCGAUGUUUCUCUUCCCAAAGGUAACGUGGAGGGUGAUAUAAAUGUUGAAGGACCUGAAAUGCAAGGAGGAAAGUUCAAGAUGCCAAAAUUGGAUGUUUCUUUACCAAAGGUUACUCUCCCUAAAGUUGAAGGGCCAGACGUCAAAGGAAAAUUUGAAAUGCCAACUGCUGAUAUUUCGCUUCCCAAAGCAAGGACAGAUGUGGAUAUUGAUGCUGGAACUGGUAAAGGUGGCAAGUUUCAUCUUCCGUCAGUUGAUAUAGUUCUUCCUAAAAUGAAAACAAAAGGUGUUGAUGUGGAUUUUCAUGGGCCUAACAUGAGAGGUGAUGUGUCACUUCCUAAAGUAAAGUCUCCAGAGGUUGACAUCACGCUUAAGGGCCCUGACAUAGAAGUUGGAAAGGUUGACUUGCCAGAUGUUGAUGUAUCACUUCCCAAAGGAAAACUUGAGGGUGACUUUGAAGGUGAGGUCCCUGAGGUGAAGGGCGGUAAAUUCAAAAUGCCCAAAAUUGAUAUGUCCUUACCAACAAUUAAUCUCCCAGAAGGUGGUUUGAAAAUAAAAGGCCCAGACAUCAAACCAAGAAAGAUUGAGAUGCCAGACAUUGAUCUCUCACUUCCCAAAGGAAAGGCAGGAGGAGACGUUGAAGCUAGAGGACCCUCUGGCAUAGGCGGAAAAUUUCACAUGCCCUCUAUUGACAUAACGCUCCCAAAGAUGAAGGGUAAAGGACCUGAGAUAAAUGUUGAAGGUCCAGAAGUUCAAGGUGGAAAUGUGAACAUGCCAUCUCUUGAUGUGUCUCUGCCCAAAAUGAAGUCACCUAAAGUAGAUAUCAGCCUUGAGGGUCCUGAUGUCAAAGGAGGAAAAGUUCAAAUCCCAACAAUCGAUGUUUCUCUUCCCAAAGGUAACGUGGAGGGUGAUAUAAAUGUUGAAGGACCUGAAAUGCAAGGAGGAAAAUUCAAGAUGCCAAAAUUGGAUGUUUCUUUACCAAAGGUUACUCUCCCUAAAGUUGAAGGGCCAGAUGUCAAAGGAAAUUUUGAAAUGCCAACUGCUGAUAUUUCGCUUCCCAAAGCAAGGAUAGAUGUGGAUAUUGAUGCUGGAACUGGUAAAGGUGGCAAGUUUCAUCUUCCGUCAGUUGAUAUAUCUCUUCCUAAAAUGAAAACAAAAGGAGUUGAUGUGGAUUUUCAUGGGCCUAACAUAAAAGGUGAUGUGUCACUUCCUAAAGUAAAGUCUCCAGAGGUUGACAUCACGCUUAAGGGCCCUGACAUAGAAGUUGGAAAGGUUGACUUGCCAGAUGUUGAUGUAUCACUUCCCAAAGGAAAACUUGAGGGUGACUUUGAAGGUGAGGGCCCUGAGGUGAAGGGCGGUAAAUUCAAAAUGCCCAAAAUUGAUAUGUCCUUACCAACAAUUAAUCUCCCAGAAGGUGGUUUGAAAAUAAAAGGCCCAGACAUCAAACCAAGAAAGAAUGAGAUGCCAGACAUUGAUCUUUCACUUCCCAAAGGAAAGGCAGGAGGAGACGUUGAAGCUAGAGGACCCUCUGGGAUAGGCGGAAAAUUUCACAUGCCCUCUAUUGACAUAACGCUCCCAAAGAUGAAGGGUAAAGGACCUGAGAUAAAUGUUGAAGGUCCAGAAGUUCAAGGUGGAAAUGUGAACAUGCCAUCUCUUGAUGUGUCUCUGCCCAAAAUGAAGUCACCUAAAGUAGAUAUCAGCCUUGAGGGUCCUGAUGUCAAAGAAGGAAAAGUUCAAAUCCCAACAAUCGAUGUUUCUCUUCCCAAAGGUAACGUGGAGGGUGAUAUAAAUGUUGAAGGACCUGAAAUGCAAGGAGGAAAAUUCAAGAUGCCAAAAUUGGAUGUUUCUUUACCAAAGGUUACUCUCCCUAAAGUUGAAGGGCCAGACGUCAAAGGAAAUUUUGAAAUGCCAACUGCUGAUAUUUCGCUUCCCAAAGCAAGGACAGAUGUGGAUAUUGAUGCUGGAACUGGUAAAGGUGGCAAGUUUCAUCUUCCGUCAGUUGAUAUAGUUCUUCCUAAAAUGAAAACAAAAGGAGUUGAUGUGGAUUUUCAUGGGCCUAACAUGAGAGGUGAUGUGUCACUUCCUAAAGUAAAGUCUCCAGAGGUUGACAUCACGCUUAAGGGCCCUGACAUAGAAGUUGGAAAGGUUGACUUGCCAGAUGUUGAUGUAUCACUUCCCAAAGGAAAACUUGAGGGUGACUUUGAAGGUGAGGGCCCUGAGGUGAAGGGCGGUAAAUUCAAAAUGCCCAAAAUUGAUAUGUCCUUACCAACAAUUAAUCUCCCAGAAGGUGGUUUGAAAAUGAAAGGCCCAGACAUCAAACCAAGAAAGAUUGAGAUGCCAGACAUUGAUCUCUCACUUCCCAAAGGAAAGGCAGGAGGAGACGUUGAAGCUAGAGGACCCUCUGGGAUAGGCGGAAAAUUUCACAUGCCCUCUAUUGACAUAACGCUCCCAAAGAUGAAGGGUAAAGGACCUGAGAUAAAUGUUGAAGGUCCAGAAGUUCAAGGUGGAAAUGUGAACAUGCCAUCUCUUGAUGUGUCUCUGCCCAAAAUGAAGUCACCUAAAGUAGAUAUCAGCCUUGAGGGUCUUGAUGUCAAAGGAGGAAAAGUUCAAAUCCCAACAAUCGAUGUUUCUCUUCCCAAAGGUAACGUGGAGGGUGAUAUAAAUGUUGAAGGACCUGAAAUGCAAGGAGGAAAAUUCAAGAUGCCAAAAUUGGAUGUUUCUUUACCAAAGGUUACUCUCCCUAAAGUUGAAGGGCCAGACGUCAAAGGAAAUUUUGAAAUGCCAACUGCUGAUAUUUCGCUUCCCAAAGCAAGGACAGAUGUGGAUAUUGAUGCUGGAACUGGUAAAGGUGGCAAGUUUCAUCUUCCGUCAGUUGAUAUAGUUCUUCCUAAAAUGAAAACAAAAGGUGUUGAUGUGGAUUUUCAUGGGCCUAACAUGAGAGGUGAUGUGUCACUUCCUAAAGUAAAGUCUCCAGAGGUUGACAUCACGCUUAAGGGCCCUGACAUAGAAGUUGGAAAGGUUGACUUGCCAGAUGUUGAUGUAUCACUUCCCAAAGGAAAACUUGAGGGUGACUUUGAAGGUGAGGGCCCUGAGGUGAAGGGCGGUAAAUUCAAAAUGCCCAAAAUUGAUAUGUCCUUACCAACAAUUAAUCUCCCAGAAGGUGGUUUGAAAAUAAAAGGCCCAGACAUCAAACCAAGAAAGAUUGAGAUGCCAGACAUUGAUCUCUCACUUCCCAAAGGAAAGGCAGGAGGAGACGUUGAAGCUAGAGGACCCUCUGGGAUAGGCGGAAAAUUUCACAUGCCCUCUAUUGACAUAACGCUCCCAAAGAUGAAGGGUAAAGGACCUGAGAUAAAUGUUGAAGGUCCAGAAGUUCAAGGUGGAAAUGUCAACAUGCCAUCUCUUGAUGUGUCUCUGCCCAAAAUGAAGUCACCUAAAGUAGAUAUCAGCCUUGAGGGUCCUGAUGUCAAAGGAGGAAAAGUUCAAAUCCCAACAAUCGAUGUUUCUCUUCCCAAAGGUAACGUGGAGGGUGAUAUAAAUGUUGAAGGACCUGAAAUGCAAGGAGGAAAGUUCAAGAUGCCAAAAUUGGAUGUUUCUUUACCAAAGGUUACUCUCCCUAAAGUUGAAGGGCCAGAUGUCAAAGGAAAUUUUGAAAUGCCAACUGCUGAUAUUUCGCUUCCCAAAGCAAGGACAGAUGUGGAUAUUGAUGCUGGAACUGGUAAAGGUGGCAAGUUUCAUCUUCCGUCAGUUGAUAUAGUUCUUCCUAAAAUGAAAACAAAAGGAGUUGAUGUGGAUUUUCAUGGGCCUAACAUAAAAGGUGAUGUGUCACUUCCUAAAGUAAAGUCUCCAGAGGUUGACAUCACCCUUAAGGGCCCUGACAUAGAAGUUGGAAAGGUUGACUUGCCAGAUGUUGAUGUAUCACUUCCCAAAGGAAAACUUGAGGGUGACUUUGAAGGUGAGGGCCCUGAGGUGAAGGGCGGUAAAUUCAAAAUGCCCAAAAUUGAUAUGUCCUUACCAACAAUUAAUCUCCCAGAAGGUGGUUUGAAAAUGAAAGGCCCAGACAUCAAACCAAGAAAGAUUGAGAUGCCAGACAUUGAUCUUUCACUUCCCAAAGGAAAGGCAGGAGGAGACGUUGAAGGUAGAGGACCCUCUGGCAUAGGCGGAAAAUUUCACAUGCCCUCUAUUGACAUAACGCUCCCAAAGGUGAAGGGUAAAGGACCUGAGAUAAAUGUUGAAGGUCCAGAAGUUCAAGGUGGAAAUGUGAACAUGCCAUCUCUUGAUGUGUCUCUGCCCAAAAUGAAGUCACCUAAAGUAGAUAUCAGCCUUGAGGGUCCUGAUGUCAAAGGAGGAAAAGUUCAAAUCCCAACAAUCGAUGUUUCUCUUCCCAAAGGUAACGUGGAGGGUGAUAUAAAUGUUGAAGGACCUGAAAUGAAAGGAGGAAAGUUCAAGAUGCCAAAAUUGGAUGUUUCUUUACCAAAGGUUACUCUCCCUAAAGUUGAAGGGCCAGACGUCAAAGGAAAUUUUGAAAUGCCAACUGCUGAUAUUUCGCUUCCCAAAGCAAGGACAGAUGUGGAUAUUGAUGCUGGAACUGGUAAAGGUGGCAAGUUUCAUCUUCCGUCAGUUGAUAUAUCUCUUCCUAAAAUGAAAACAAAAGGUGUUGAUGUGGAUUUUCAUGGGCCUAACAUGAAAGGUGAUGUGUCACUUCCUAAAGUAAAGUCUCCAGAGGUUGACAUCAGCCUUAAGGGCCCUGACAUAGAAGUUGGAAAGGUUGACUUGCCAGAUGUUGAUGUAUCACUUCCCAAAGGAAAACUUGAGGGUGACUUUGAAGGUGAGGGCCCUGAGGUGAAGGGCGGUAAAUUCAAAAUGCCCAAAAUUGAUAUGUCCUUACCAACAAUUAAUCUCCCAGAAGGUGGUUUGAAAAUGAAAGGCCCAGACAUCAAACCAAGAAAGAUUGAGAUGCCAGACAUUGAUCUCUCACUUCCCAAAGGAAAGGCAGGAGGAGACGUUGAAGCUAGAGGACCCUCUGGGAUAGGCGGAAAAUUUCACAUGCCCUCUAUUGACAUAACGCUCCCAAAGAUGAAGGGUAAAGGACCUGAGAUAAAUGUUGAAAGUCCAGAAGUUCAAGGUGGAAAUGUGAACAUGCCAUCUCUUGAUGUGUCUCUGCCCAAAAUGAAGUCACCUAAAGUAGAUAUCAGCCUUGAGGGUCCUGAUGUCAAAGGAGGAAAAGUUCAAAUCCCAACAAUUGAUGUUUCUCUUCCCAAAGGUAACGUGGAGGGUGAUAUAAAUGUUGAAGGACCUGAAAUGCAAGGAGGAAAGUUCAAGAUGCCAAAAUUGGAUGUUUCUUUACCAAAGGUUACUCUCCCUAAAGUUGAAGGGCCAGACGUCAAAGGAAAUUUUGAAAUGCCAACUGCUGAUAUUUCGCUUCCCAAAGCAAGGACAGAUGUGGAUAUUGAUGCUGGAACUGGUAAAGGUGGCAAGUUUCAUCUUCCGUCAGUUGAUAUAGUUCUUCCUAAAAUGAAAACAAAAGGAGUUGAUGUGGAUUUUCAUGGGCCUCACAUGAAAGGUGAUGUGUCACUUCCUAAAGUAAAGUCUCCAGAGGUUGACAUCAGCCUUAAGGGCCCUGACAUAGAAGUUGGAAAGGUUGACUUGCCAGAUGUUGAUGUAUCACUUCCCAAAGGAAAACUUGAGGGUGACUUUGAAGGUGAGGUCCCUGAGGUGAAGGGCGGUAAAUUCAAAAUGCCCAAAAUUGAUAUGUCCUUACCAACAAUUAAUCUCCCAGAAGGUGGUUUGAAAAUGAAAGGCCCAGACAUCAAACCAAGAAAGAUUGAGAUGCCAGACAUUGAUCUCUCACUUCCCAAAGGAAAGGCAGGAGGAGACGUUGAAGCUAGAGGACCCUCUGGGAUAGGCGGAAAAUUUCACAUGCCCUCUAUUGACAUAACGCUCCCAAAGAUGAAGGGUAAAGGACCUGAGAUAAAUGUUGAAGGUCCAGAAGUUCAAGGUGGAAGUGUGAACAUGCCAUCUCUUGAUGUGUCUCUGCCCAAAAUGAAGUCACCUAAAGUAGAUAUCAGCCUUGAGGGUCCUGAUGUCAAAGGAGGAAAAGUUCAAAUCCCAACAAUUGAUGUUUCUCUUCCCAAAGGUAACGUGGAGGGUGAUAUAAAUGUUGAAGGACCUGAAAUGCAAGGAGGAAAGUUCAAGAUGCCAAAAUUGGAUGUUUCUUUACCAAAGGUUACUCUCCCUAAAGUUGAAGGGCCAGACGUCAAAGGAAAAUUUGAAAUGCCAACUGCUGAUAUUUCGCUUCCCAAAGCAAGGACAGAUGUGGAUAUUGAUGCUGGAACUGGUAAAGGUGGCAAGUUUCAUCUUCCGUCAGUUGAUAUAGUUCUUCCUAAAAUGAAAACAAAAGGUGUUGAUGUGGAUUUUCAUGGGCCUCACAUGAAAGGUGAUGUGUCACUUCCUAAAGUAAAGUCUCCAGAGGUUGACAUCAGCCUUAAGGGCCCUGACAUAGAAGUUGGAAAGGUUGACUUGCCAGAUGUUGAUGUAUCACUUCCCAAAGGAAAACUUGAGGGUGACUUUGAAGGUGAGGUCCCUGAGGUGAAGGGCGGUAAAUUCAAAAUGCCCAAAAUUGAUAUGUCCUUACCAACAAUUAAUCUCCCAGAAGGUGGUUUGAAAAUGAAAGGCCCAGACAUCAAACCAAGAAAGAUUGAGAUGCCAGACAUUGAUCUCUCACUUCCCAAAGGAAAGGCAGGAGGAGACGUUGAAGCUAGAGGACCCUCUGGGAUAGGCGGAAAAUUUCACAUGCCCUCUAUUGACAUAACGCUCCCAAAGAUGAAGGGUAAAGGACCUGAGAUAAAUGUUGAAGGUCCAGAAGUUCAAGGUGGAAAUGUGAACAUGCCAUCUCUUGAUGUGUCUCUGCCCAAAAUGAUGUCACCCACAGGGCAAGAUGGCAACAACAUUUCUGAAAUUCCAACUGCUGAUAUUUCAAUUCCAGAAGGAACACUUCAAGGCAAUACUAACAUUAAAGGGCCACAAGGAAAGGGAAAUUUUAAACAUGACAGAAAAGGUAAAGGCCUCCACAUGCCAGUUCUUGACCUUAGUCUGCCCAGAUUUGACCUAGAUCUCAACCUUCCGUCUGGUUCUAAAGAAAAAGGGCUUAAAGUGGAUGCCAGUGGCCCUGAUGCUUCUGUAGAUUUGGAGAUGUCAAGUUUUAAAGGUGAUAUUAAGCCAGCAAAGUCGAAAGUUAAAGGUGAGGUCUUGCACAAAGGUGGCGUUGAAGGUCCAGAGGAAUCCCUGAAACUUCCCUCUGUCAAACUUCCAACAGUUGACAUCUCAGCUCCUAAAGUGGAUCUAGGUUUUGGCUUCACCAAACCUAAAGAUGAUGAUGUAGUAGUAGAGCUUUUAAAAGCAGAAGGAGGAAGACCUUCAUCGGGUGGCAGCUUUGAUCUACCAGAUGUCACCCUCAAGGUUCCUAGUUUUUCUCUUCCAAGGAUGAUUGGGAAGUCAAAAAACAAAGAUUUAGGAUCAUCAGAACCUAAGGGAGAUGUUUCUGUCAGUCCACUAAAUGUGGAGGGGGAGUUUAGGGCUCCAUCAGUAGAAUUUGAUGGAGAUGGAAAAGUCAAAGUGAAAAAACCUAAAAUCAAGUUCCCCUCAUUAGACAUUUCUACAAAGGACCCAGAUUUGUCAUUGUCUUAUCCUGAUGUUGAUGUCAAAAUGGCAAAAGAACGAACUGGAGUUUCUAAUGUGGAUUUCAAUAUUGAGGCCUCAGGGGACAAGACAAAAAAUAAAAUAAAGUUACCCAAAUUCAAGCUAUCCUCUCCAAAACUUCAAUUCCUCGAGGGAAAGGUUGAUGUGGAAGCAGAUGUGGAAGGGAAGGGUGGUUUCCAUGUUCCUGAUGUCUCUCUUAAAUUACCAAAGUUCUCAAAGCCAGGAUUUGCCUCUAAAGAAAAAUAUUUAAGUCAACCAAGUGUUGAAUGUGAAACCCAAGCAAAGGUCAAAAUGCCAUCAGUUGAGUUGUCACUACCAGCCGUCAAAACACCAGAGAUGGAGUUUCUCCUCCCCAAAGCAGAGAAUAAUGUUUCAGAAACAGAUAUUAAAGGUUAUGAAGGAAACCUUAACAUCCCUCAAAUGCCAACAGUUGAUGUUUCCAUUCCAAAGGUGGACUUGGACGUGUCCCAGCCAAAAGUAAAAACCCCAAAGACUGAAGGUCUUGAUGUGAAGAUGAAAGGAUCGGAAGAAACAAUUAAACUGUCUCAAGUAACAAUGCCAAUGAUAGAUAUGUCCCUACCUAAAGUGAUAUCUAAAGAUUUUCCUGCACCUGAAGUUGAAAUUAAUGGUGAUGGAGGCAAGUUCGAAAUGCCUAAUAUUGGCCUCACUCUUCCCAAAGGAAAACUGCAAGGCACAGAGUCAAAUGAGAUGCCGCACAUAAAAAUGACAGAUGUUUAUGUCUCUCACCCCAAAGGAAAGAUUGAAUGUCCAGAAAGGGAAAUCAAAGGUGAAGAGGGGAAAACACCACACACAAGUCUGCCGUCUAUUGAAAUUUCACUACCCAAGGGAAAAUUUGACGGUCCAAAUGUAGAAGAAAAUGGAAAAGCUACAUUUAAAACACCAUACAUGAAAAUGCCUUCAGCUGACAUAUCAAUGCCAAAGGAAGCAACAGACAAUCCAGACACCGAAAUGAAGGGACAUAUAAGAGGAAAUUUUAGGCUGCCCAAUGUGAGAAUGCCAAAUGCUGAAUUAUCUUUGCCUAAAGGAAAAGAUGCUCCAGAAAUGGAGAUUGAAGGAAAGUUCAAAAUGCCAAAAGUUGACAUAGCUCUUCCUGAAAGAAAAUAUUCUCCAGAAGGCCCAGGAAUAGAAAUAAACAAGGAUCUUAAACUUCCAAUGCCAGCAAUAGAUACUAAAGGUCCACAAAUUGUUACAGAGCUUGACAAAGAAUUUCACAGAGGGGAGGGCAGGAAGGCCAAGUCUAAAGGUGAAUUACCUAGGUCAGAUCUAAGCACAGCCGGAACCUGCGUAAAAGUUGAGGAGCCCAAAGGCAAAGGAAAAAAUAUCAGGAUUGGAAUGCAAAAAAGGAAGAAAUAUGAUGAUGUAACAGUAGAUGGAAAACCAAGGGGCAAAGAUCCCAUUAACAACUCAGCAGCAGUCCUAACUCUUCUGAAGACGGACCUAAAAUCAGGGGCAGAAGACCAGUCAGCCCCCAGUCAGGAAAUCAAAGUACCACGAAUACCAGACAUUGAUUUUGACAUUGGUACAUCACAAGAUGAGGAGGAUGAUAAAACAGAAAAGGACAAAAAAGUCUACAUCCCUAAGUUUGGUGUUCCGUUACCUUCACUUGCCUCCCCCGAAAGAAGGGCAAAUAUCUAUGGAUCAGAAGUUCAGUAUGAGGGUCCUAAAAUGCCCAAAGUAAAGAAAGCUGUUUUUGUAUUGGUAAAUCCAGAUGAGGCAGAUGAGCCAGCUAAAAGCACCAGUAUCCAGAAAGAGGAGAAACUAGAUGAAAAGAAGAUAGAGGAGGUCAAAGUGAAGAUGCCAAAAAUCAAAAUGAAGCCAAAUUUUGGGAAGUCCAAAGAAAAAUCAUCCACAGCCUGUGCAGAAAUGUGUUUAAAUCCAAAGGAGAAGUCAAACGAAGAGACAAUAAAAAUGCCCAAAGUUUCAUUUCCUUCUGACGUAUCAGGAUCAUAUGAUUUUGCUGCAAAAGACGACGGUUCAGAGUCAAGUUUUAAUGGAGAAAGCGAAGCAACUCCUCACAAGGGUUCCAAAGAUGACAGAGGAGCAAUAAGCGGGAAGAUCAAACUUCCAAAGGUGGAGUUCUCUAGUCCAUACAGCAAAAUGGCUGCUGGGGCAGAGAAGGCAGAGAUGAAAGGUAGAAAGGGAAAGGAUUCAUCAACAAUGGGAGAUGUGAAAGGGCUUCACACAAAGCCAGCACAAAUGAUCCAUACCAGUGAUACAGUAGAGUCUUCCAAGUAUGUGGUUUCAUCUCAUGCCAGAACAGAGAUGUUGGACAGGGACAGCUCAGAGUCUCCAGUUAGUUUUAGCACCGAGAUCGGUUCAACUAGAAUUCAGACGAGGAAAGAGGCGGCGAUUAGGGAAGUGGGGGCUGAAGAAAAGGAGUCUUCUUGGUUCAAGGUCCCGAAGAUAACGCUGAAGCCCCACACCUCCGGCUUCUUGCAGAUAACCCCAGAGGGUUCUCCUCAGGCCCAGCGAAGAGGUGAGAUAGCAGGUGACACUGACAUCUCUGGGUCCUUCUGCCUCCACUCCACAGGCCUUGACUGUUCCACUCAAUCGGAAGAACACCAUGUGUCCUCCACGGAGGAGGGAACUGUUACCAUGGUAACCAAGACCACCAGAACUACACAUCUGGUGACCAGUGAAACAGGUGAAUCUACAAUGUGUCAAGUAUCAGACGUUUAGUAAUACUGAUGUCUGAAAUAUCCUCUGGUUUCUUUGUUGUGGUGUUUUUUAGCCCGGGAGGUUGCGGUGUUCUUUAAAUGUGACAAACAAUUCAAUAAAGUCUAUACUUUAUAUUUCAUUAGGUUAGAUGAAAUGUAGUCUGAGUUAUUUAUCCAGUUUUGUUUGGUUUUUAGAACUUCUUUAUUAGUAUAAACGUGUCAGUUACUCACAUCAAAACGAUGGAUCGGAUCAUGAUUUGAGUCGUUUAUUUUGUGUCUCUACAGCAGCUGUCUGACGCGCGUCUCUGUACAUUUAUCUAUAAUUUAAGGGGUUUUGAAGCAGUUUCCUGUUACCUAUAAAUGUAAUUAUUUUCAUAUCUAAUAGUGUUGGGGAGAGAAAUAUAUUUUGAUCUAAAGAUUUAUUUUGUGUGAACUAUCAUGAGAAUAUAAUCUAUUUUUGUUUUUUACCGUAGAUUUCUAUUAAAGGCAUUUAUUCAGUUGGUGCUUUUUUUCAAAGUUUAUCGAUGUAGAUGUGUGUGACGCUCGUUUUCUGCUGUGGGGAUCGAACAUGUGACCUGGUUACAGAUUGCUCUCGAACUGCUGCUAGUUCAUUUUUACUACUGCCUGGAACGUAUGCCACUGUACAACCUGGAAACUAGAUGCUGGUUUGUUUAUUUUUUGAUUUCCUUGUAUUAAGAGGCAAAAUAUAAAUAGUAAACUGGAGUGAAUUUGAUUUAUUUUUAUCUGAAUAAUAAAAAAUAUUCUUUUAUUUAAUAUUUUCAUAACAUAAAUCAGCUGCAACAAGACUUCUUAAGGAGUUGCAGACCUUUUGAUCAACUUUAAAAAGUCAGAAAACUAAAUAAUAAUCUGACAAUUAUUUUAUUAAUUAUUUGACUAUUUCCUGGAAUAAAUAACUUAUUAGUCAAAUUAGUGUGGAAAUCAUCUUUUAACAUGUAAAUAAUUCUGAAAUGAACUCAAACUGAGCUUUUGCUACCAUUUUACUCCAACCAGGUUUAAAUUUGUAUUUUUAAUGGAGUAAACCACAUGAGAAUUAGCUCCAUUCUGUAACACUUUGGUUGGGAAAUGGAAUUAAACUGUCAUCAAAUCAAGAAAAACUUUUUAUUAUUUCCCUGUUUUCAAAGUGAAGCUGAGUGGUGACUACUAUAAUGUGUCUACACAGGUUUUCAUUCAUGUUUCUUUUGGAUUGGAAGUUUUUUUAUGCCAAAUGUUUUGUCAGAACUCCACUGGAAAGAAAUUUGUUUAUAUAAAUAAAGUAAUAUUCAUUUGA